Giardia duodenalis is the source of this 573-nucleotide messenger RNA. RefSeq lists its product as uncharacterized. The record is from RefSeq and is a predicted model, not a curated record. Bases 1 to 573 code for a protein of 190 amino acids. The transcript has a single exon. Lineage: Eukaryota; Fornicata; Diplomonadida; Hexamitidae.
AUGUCGCUUCUUUAUCGGCUGGAAACUCGACUGGAAGCGACAGAGAGCACGUCGGGAGAACUCGAUGGGAGAGGACUGGCAGGGCUUCCUGCGCCACGGGGGGAGCCACCGCAGGAGGACGCGCAGGCACGCACGCCAGGCCACAGUAGACACGCGGACGCCCCUGUAGACUGGGCCGGCAGCAGGCGUCCGCAGAAUCCGCGCCAGAGCCAGCUGCUCAAAAAACUGGGCAGCCUCUGGUCGUGUGCAGGCCUUGCAGAGCGCUGCGGCUCCCGACACUCGGCGACCCCUCUCAGAGCGGAAGACCCCGCGGGCCGCAGGCAGCAGCUCGUCGUCGGCGAUGUCCCGAACGAGGGGGACGGCCCCAGCCUGCCUGCCUCCGCAGAGCUCUGGGUGUCUGCAGACAAACCGGGGCUGCGCAGGGCGCGGCUCUCCCUGGCGGCCGAGGGCGGGGAUCCCCGGCAAUACCAAAAAACUCCGAUCAAUACAUCAACCCCGGCGCCGCCGUGUGCAAAGCAGUCUGUUCUGUGUGGCGACCUAAGCCAACUCGUACUGCGGCGAUGGCCCGGAUGA